AUGCCGCAGCCCUUCGAGCGAGACUUGCUCGGCGAGCAGCUCGACGCGGCCAGAGACGGCAUCCCUGCAAGCGUAUCGCAGCGCCUCCUCCUCAAUCUUCCAGAGGCAUCGCUCGACGUGGCACUGGCUGCCACUAUCGAGGCGAAGGCGUCCACCAAAGUCAAUAUUUGGCAGGGCCUGUUCGCGCGCUCGGCGGCCAACGCCGCCUCACAGCCGACGGCUGGCGCGCCGGCGCCAACGCCGGAAGUUGUGGCCACGGCGGCGGCUGCAACUAGGCUGCAGGCGAUUGAGCGUGGCCAUCUGCUCAGGCGGCAUCAGGCGGAGCAGGCCAACGCGGCCGCCAAGAUUGAGGCCGCUGCGCGCGAGCGGAUAGGAAGAAGAGGACGAAACCAAGCAGCACCGCCACCGAGAACAACUGCUGCUGUGGAUUUGCCAGACCCUGAUGUGGCGCCCCAGUCUUUGGAUUCGGCGGCGCCGGACGUUGUGCCCAUGAAGGCGUCGUUGCUGCACCACAGGAGGGUCCCGUUCAAGGGGAUGGUGGUGGCAUGGUACCUUUUGCUGGGCGGCCUCGGCGGCCUCCUCCUCUACGCGAUCGAGUCGAAACAGUCGGGCCUCGGCCUCGCUGACGCCAUCUUCCUCGCCGUCUCCGCGUCGACGUGCACCGGCCUCGCGACUUUCAACAUCACCGCCUUUGGCGACGCCGCCAAGGCGCUGCUCGGGCUUCUGAUGGUGGCCGGCUCGUCGAUCCUCAUCUCGGCGGUGCCGCUGCACCUGCGCCACGCGGCACUGCGACGGAACGUGCCAGAGGGGCUGAGGCACGUCGCGCUCAAGGAUCUGCGCCGCUGCCCAGAGUGGCUGGUCGAGCUCAACUCGAUGCGGCUCCUCCUGUACGCCAUCUACAUCUACCAGGCAGCCCUCCUCCUCGGCGGCUUCUGCUUCAUCUACGUGUCGGUGCUCGCCACGCCCGUCGAGGAGAGGGGCGUGUGCGACUACCCAAGCUACUCGACGGCGAGUACGGCAGGCCAGCCACCCUCAAACGUCACCGGGCUGCCGUGCCGGCCCGGCCGCUUCGCCGCGUUUGUGUCUGUCGCCGCCUUUGCGAACGCGGGCAUGACCAGCGAGCCCGGCUCACUCGAGGCCUUCAACGAGGAGAUUGGCCUGCUCUCUGUUGUCACCGUGCUCGCCCUUGCAGGUAAUGUGCUCUACCCGGUCUUGCUUCGGCUCUCUCUCCAGGCUUACCUUCAGUGUAUCCCGAUCGACGACGCGAGGCGCCUGUGGGCGCGCCACCUCCUCCUCUCCGGCCGCAAGAUGUAUGGUUACCUCUUCUCGACCGAGCAAACCACAACCCUCUUCCUCACGCAACUGGCCGUCUGGGCCGCGCAAACCUUCACCACCUGGUCGUUCUUUGUCCGUGAGGCGCACCGUGGCAUGAUCCGCGUCUACGGGUCCAGGCUCGGCGGCGUCUCAAAGAUCCUCUCCGACCUCGCCGCGUGCGACGCCGACGUGCAGUGCUUCCGAACAAUGGAGGAGCGGCUCGCGCUGCCCGACGAUAUGUUCAUGUCGGUCGAGACGCGCCACGCUGGCUUCGCAAUCUAUUCGCUCGCCAACGAGAACACGCCCGUGCUCGCGAUGUACAUGCUUGCAAUGAUGAUGGCGCCCGUCCCGCUCAUGAUCGCCGUCCACGCAUCCUCGCGCCACGGAGCCGCUCUCGAGAGCCCCCUACACGACGGCCCCCACACGGCGGCCCCCACCGCUCUCGGUGUCGGCGGGCGGAAGAGCGUGUCUAUCGCAGAGCACUGGGCGCGCCGGCACUCAAUCGUCCGCACAACCGGGACCGGUGCAGCGCGAGCGGCGCUCUCGCGGUCACGGAUCCGGAUGGCGGAGCAGAUCGACGAACUCUCCCUCGCCCUCGCGCGGAUUCCGUCGGUCGACCCGCGGGUAUCGGCCGAAUCGCGGACGUCAGAGGCCUCGGUCGCCGAUCUGGGCGUGCUCCAGCUUCAAGCGAUGUUGUGGCACGGCGAACUGACGUGGGGGCAGACGCUUCGCCACCACCUUACCGCGUUCUCGCACGCCGUCGGGGGGUUUGUUGGCGGUCCCACCCUGCAGCGCGACCUGCUUUUUGCCUGGCUGGCGUGGUUCCUGGUUCUCGCCUUCGACCCGGAUUUGCCGCACGGGUCGAACGGCGCUGCUUUCGACGCGCUCUUCGAGGUGUGCUCCGCCUUUGGCAACGUUGGCCUGUCGAUGGGCUACUCACGCGACACCGAGCUCGAGAACGUCCGUCCGGGCACGCCGCAGACCUUUGUCGACUCGCUGCCGCGGGGCGAGACGGGCCUCUCAUACUGCGCCUGCUGGCCGAACCUCUCCAAGGCGGUGCUGGUGGCGGUGAUGAUUUAUGGCAGGACGAGAGCGCUGCCGCAGCAAGUCGACUACGCCCUCACGCUCGCCAUCGAGAUCCCGUCUUCGGACAUGUCGCCCGUCGAGCUGCUCCUCAGCCCGGGCGGGGAGCGCGACAGCGACGAGCGCGACUCGACGCGCGCGCGCGGCUCCUGGCUCUUCUCGCAGGCCGACUUGCGCGGCUUGGCUCGGCGGCUGACUGGCAGCACGCCCGCCCACCACCCGGGCGCCGUGCCACAGCGCGACGGCGUGAGUUCGGGCAACGAGUCUACGGACGAAGCUGGAACGCUCGGCGACCUGCUUGAUGCUAGGGCUCCGGACGACGAGGGCGCGUCGGGGUCGCAUGCGAGACCGGAACAGCGGGCGAACAAGGUGCUGGUGUGA
Emiliania huxleyi CCMP1516 is the source of this 2778-nucleotide messenger RNA. RefSeq lists its product as hypothetical. Gene Ontology annotation, molecular function: protein binding; monoatomic cation transmembrane transporter activity. Bases 1 to 2778 code for a protein of 925 amino acids. Gene Ontology annotation, biological process: transmembrane transport; monoatomic cation transport. Gene Ontology annotation, cellular component: plasma membrane. The transcript has 2 exons. NCBI's taxonomy places the organism in Eukaryota, Haptophyta, Isochrysidales, Noelaerhabdaceae. The record is from RefSeq and is a predicted model, not a curated record.